This is a messenger RNA of Cryptococcus amylolentus CBS 6039, 1362 nucleotides long. RefSeq lists its product as hypothetical. The coding region runs from base 1 to 1362 and encodes 453 amino acids. Lineage: Eukaryota; Fungi; Basidiomycota; Tremellomycetes; Tremellales; Cryptococcaceae. Gene Ontology annotation, molecular function: transmembrane transporter activity. The transcript is spliced from 4 exons. Gene Ontology annotation, biological process: transmembrane transport. The record is from RefSeq and is a predicted model, not a curated record.
AUGCCGCCAUCCCAGUCCACCCCUCUCCUCCGCCAACCCUCCUACACCGCCUCCAGCCCCGCCCCUCUCCCCUGGCCACUCCUCCUCCCCAUCCUCCUGCUGCGUAUGGCCGACGCCGCCACCUACAUGCUCAUCUUCCCCUUCAUCACAUCCUACAUCACCUCCCUCCACCCGCCCCCAACGCUCAUCGGCUUCUACACCGGGCUAGCCGAGGGGUGUUUGAUGGCCGUGGAAGCUGUUUGUGCGGUGGGGUGGGGGUGGGCGGGGGAUAGGUGGGGGAGGAAGAAGUGUUUGGUUUGGGGGGUGGCGGUGGCGGGGACGUUUGGGGCUGUGGCGGGGUUUGGGAAGAGUGUGGGGUGGGUCAUAUUCUGGCGGGCUAUGUAUGGCUUUACCCCUACCGGCGUCCUCACCAAGACCGUUGUAGUUGAAAUCGCGCACCCGACGAACCGUGCUCGCAUCUUUUCCAUCUACUCGCCCGCCUUUUCUGUUGGGAUCAUCAUUGGAAGUCUCCUCGGUGGGGAGCUUGCGGGGCCUGCAAGGAGGGUGGGACAGGAUUGGGCGUGGUUGCAAGUGUAUCCUGAUGCGCUUGCCGGAGAUCGUGAAUGGGGUUUUGUGAGUGCGAAGUUUGGAGAGAGAAGAAGGCUGAUUGGAGAUAGGACGAUGGUGGUCUGUGUUGUGGCGUGGUCCAUGCUGGAAGAAGUGAGUUUUCGUGCAGCCGGUGUGAUCGAGCACUCACGCAAAUGUCAGACCAAAAAAGACCAUGGCAAAGAUGACGAGGAUGAGACGCCAGUCAACAAGUACAAAGCCAUCUGGCGGGUCCCGCACUUUGUGCACGCUGUGACCAUUUUCUGCUGCAACAAGUCAACUCACAAUCUCGCAGGAACAUUCGCAUUCGAAGGUCUCUUCACAAUCUACACCUACACCCCCAUCCCCCUCGGCGGCCUCGGCCUCCCCAUCCGCACAAUCGGCCUCAUAUCCUCCCUCUCCUCCCUCCUCUACAUCCUCGUCUCGCCCGUACUCUCUCCCUGGCUCGAAGCGCGAUACGGCCUCAAAAAGAGCAUGCUCCUCACCACCGGUACCAUGCCCCUUGAAGCGCUGAUCGUCCCCGUCGCGCAGUAUGCCGCGACCCUCUGCCUCCCAGGCAGAGGCAGAGGAGGCGGCUGGGGAAGAGCGCCGACAUGGGUGAUGCUCGUGAUCCAGGUGGGGAUGAAAAACUUUCACUGUAUGGCGUGGCCGCAGAACGAUCAUUUGAUUUACUCGGUGCUGGAUGGGUAUCCCAGGCUGGUGGGGAGUGCUAGUGCGGUGGUGCUGAUUGCUGGGUCGAGGUCGCAGGCUUCUGCCUCUCGGUGCAUAUGCCAAUAA